UUAUUCCACAAUUGCGAGGUUCUGAAUAAAGCUUUACUGAUUUCUGGCUUUUUUUGUAAUAUAUACAGGGUGAUUAACGGUCAUGGUACGUUAGACUUUCAUGGAGAACCAUAAAAGAUAAUAGGAUUUUUUUUUAAAUCAUAGGCUGUGAAUCACCCUAUAUAAAUUAUAUUUAAAUUAUUAUCUAACUUUUAUUUAUUUAUCUAAUUUUUAUUUAUAAUUAUCUAACCUCGAAUCUAACAGAUAAUUUUUUGUAGGUCUUCGUUGUACUGUAACAAGUGCGGUGUAGGGUUUCAAGACUUUGAAUCAUUACACUAUCAUAUUUUCAACCCAAUUUACCGUAAUCAUAACUUUCGAUGUCCACUCUGUAACUACGUGGUAGGAAAGACUAUAUUCGAUCUUAAUAAUCACAUUAUCAAACGCUGUCAGGAAGAAGAUGUUGUGAAACAUGAAAAAUCUGCUGUAGAAGAGUUGCCCAAAAUACCGGAAAGAUACUUUUGUGAGAAAUGCGGAAAACCAUUUUCUCUUCUUAUCGAUUUAUUAACACACAGAUCAACUCAUAAAGAGGACUUAAUUUCUUGUACACAAUGCCCUAAUAAAUCGAAUAGUUUAGAAAAUAUGAUAAGGCACUUUCGCCAACAUACCGUAUAUCCGAAUAUUUCGUUAAUUUGUGAUAUGUGUUCUGUGAAGUUUACAGAUGUAUGGGCUUAUGUAAAUCAUUGUGAAUUUGUGCAUAAUCGCUUUCAAUCUUUCCAUUUUCAGUGUAAUUUCUGCCCGAGGGUUAUUUUUAAUGAUGCAGGAAGAUUUCUCGAACACGUGCAAAGCCACUGCAAAAUAUCACCGAAACUGGAAAACGAAAGAUUUAUAUGCGAGUUUUGUGCCUCUUGUUUUAGUUCUCGUGGGGAACAUAGAACUCAUCGUGAAGAGGUUCAUCGUGUUUCCAAAAUAAUGAUCAGUCAUUUUGAAUGCCACUGCUGUGGUAAGAAGAUUGCACAUAGAAAAAUGUCACGCCAUUUACGUCAACAUAAAAGAGAAAACCUUCAACGUAAACAUAAUGAAUUGGCCCAAAAAACUGAUCAAUCUGAACUCAUUGUCGAUAAUAAUAUAACUUCAACCUCAAAUUUGACAGAUGAUUUAAAAACUGUUCGUGAAAAUGAGACCACAGAUGUUGAACCGAUUGUUUCAGAACCAGACCAGUCUGGAAACACUAAACCAAUAAUUAAUGUCGGAUUUGGUAAUAUAGCCAAUGCACAAGAUAUUCAAAAGUCUGAAGAUCCUAAAUCAAAAGUUACUAUAUUUAGUGACGUAAUUGUUUCACAAGGGGUUAAGCAGGAACAACUUAAAUCAAAUGAUGUAAAAUGUGGUAACGCAGCUGUUUCACAAACAAGACAGGGCGAAAGCUUUAUAUCAACUUAUAGUCCAGAAGCUCGACCGAAUAAAAGGGCAAGAAGAAGGCAAAGGAUAAAAGAAAGAAUAAAAAAAGAGUCACAACGUGCUUUUGAUGAAGCACGCGUUGCAUUCAAUAAAGAUAUACUUUUAUCUCCUACCGAUAACGUAGUUCCAUUAUUUAGUAAUGUAAGAAAUAAGGAUGAAACGAAAUCGGUAAUAGCCGUUGAAAGCGGAACCAAUAAAGAUUUAUGUCGUGAUGUUGUUCUUCACACUGAAAUGAAUGAAAACCAACAUAAUAUUAUGCCGUCUGGGGAUAAUAUCAUGCCAUCGGUUGCAACUAUUGACUUAACAACUGAGUCAAUGUCGGAAAACAAUCCCGGAGAGAGUCAAAAAAAUGUUAAUGUCUGUAUUGAUUUAACAUCUAACUCUAAUAUAACGAAUAUAGAUUUAUCGACAGUAUUGAGCAAUGCAGUUGUACCGAGCGGCAUACAAUCUUUUGAUCCAUCUCAUUUAAAUCCAUAUAAUGACCAAUUUAAGGGAAAUCUUAAUUCAUAUGGAAGUAAUGCGUCGAUGGAUACUUCCUAUCAACAGUACUAUCAGAAUAUUUACGGCAACCAAAAUAUACAGGCUUGGCAAUCAAUUGUAUCUGCUCAAUUAGUAAAUCAACAAACAUUUGUCCCUCUAACACCAAUAAUGGCACCUCAACCAGUUGUCCCACCAUUUAUAGCUUCUCAGCUGCCAUCUCAGUGCCCAGUUCGAGAGACUAAUUAUAAAUGUACUGGAUGUAAAAAAGAAGUUCCUAGUCUACCGUUAUUAGAAGUUCAUUUUCUGUUUUGUUAUAAAAUGGAAUUAGAGGUGCUUAAAGACCCAAGAGAGGAUUGUCCCGUUUGUGGGAUUAGGUUUCCUUCUUUCUCUAAUCUCAAGAAUCAUAUCUCUCAAGGGCACUAUGAAUUGUUAUCAGAAUAUAAUUUAAUUUUCCGAAGGUCUGAUUAUAUAUGUGAUACCUGUGGCCUAUUAUUCUAUUCCAUGCAAACUUUAGAAGAACACCAUCAAAGCCAUAUAACUCCUGAAAAAACAACAACUGAUUUUAGUUAUAGCGAAUUGGAUAAACCUGAUGAAAUUCGCAAUAUAGACUCAAACAAGACUUUGAAAACCCAACAUUCCCUUGGAUCGAAACAUCAACAAAGUCAUAGAGCUCCUGAAACACGAACAACUGAUUUUAAUGAUGGUAAAUUGGAUAAACCUGAUGAAACUCGCAAUAUUGAUUCAAAAAAGACUUUGAAAAUACAACAUUCUUUUGUAUCGAAACAUCAACAAAGCCAUAGAGCUCCUGAAACAAGAACAACUGAUUUUAAUGAUGGUAAAUUAAAUAAACUUGAUGAAACUCGCAAUAUUGAUUCAAAAAAGUCUUUGAAAAUACAACAUUCUUUUGUAUCGAAACAUCAACAAAGCCAUAGAGCUCCCGAAAAAAGAACAACUGAUUUUAAUGAUGGUAAAUUGGACAAAUCUGAUGAAACUCGUAAUAUAGAGUCAAACAAGACUUUGAAAACACAACAUUCUUUCCAAUCGAAACAUCAACAAAGCCGUAGAACUGAAAAAAGAACAUCUGCUUUUAUUGGUGGUAACUUGGUGGUAACUACUCCCAAUAUACCUGAUGAAACUCCCAAUAUAGACUCAAAAAAGACUUUGAAAACGCAACGUUCUUUUGGAUCCAAACAUCAACAAAGCCAUAGAAGUGAAAAAAGAACAUCUGCUUUAAUUGGUGGUAACUUGGAUGAAACUCCCAAUAUACCUGAUGGAACUCCCAAUAUGGACUCAAAAAAGACUUUGAAAACGCAACGUUCUUUUGGAUCCAAACAUCAACAAAGCCAUAGAAGUGAAAAAAGAACAUCUGCUUUUAUUGGUGGUAACUUGGAUGAAACUCCCAAUAUACCUGAUGAAACUCCCAAUAUGGACUCAAAAAAGACUUUGAAAACGCAACAUUCUUUUGGAUCCAAACAUCAACAAAUCCAUAGAGCACACGAAAAAAGAACAACCGAUUUUAAUGAUGGUAAAUUGAAUAACCCUUAUGAAACUCGCAGUAUUGACUCAUACAAGACUUUGAAAACACAACAUUCUUUUGUAUCGAAACAUCAACAAAGCCAUAGAGCUCCUGAAACAAGAACAACUGAUUUUAAUGAUGGUAAAUUGGAUAAACCUGAUGAAACUCGUAAUAUAGAGUCAAACAAGACUUUGAAAACACAACAUUCUUUUGGAUCGAAACAUCAACAAAGCCAUAGAGCUUCGGAAACAAGAACAACUGAUUUUAAUGAUGGUAAAUUGGACAAAUCUGAUGAAACUCGUAAUAUAGAGUCAAACAAGACUUUGAAAACACAACAUUCUUUCCAAUCGAAACAUCAACAAAGCCGUAGAACUGAAAAAAGAACAUCUGCUUUUAUUGGUGGUAACUUGGAUGAAACUCCCAAUAUACCUGAUGAAACUUCCAAUAUAGACUCAAACAAGACUUUGAAAACGCAACAUUCUCUUAUGACAUAUAAAAAAGAAAUAAAAUUUUCCAUCCUGAAACGUCCAUCUAAACAAAUUUUAGGCUUAUAUAGGUGUGAGCAAUGCAAAAAAAUGUUUAACAAUUACAAAGAAUUGAUCAGUCAUAAAAUCAGCCACGGCGAUGCUAUCAGAGAAGAAACUUAUUUGUGCUUAUCAGAUCCAGCUUCAAUAGAUUUAAACGUACUUCCUUCAACAAAUAUGGAAUUUGUGAGGAACGAGAAUAUGAGUGGCAGAUCUACAAGAAAAAGGAAAUUAUCAAAUUCGGAUUUUGAUGUUUCUCAACACUACAACAGAAGAAGUUGUGAUGAAAAUCAGACGAGAAGGGUUUGUCAAAUUUGCGAUCAAGACUUCAAUACUCAAUCAAGUUUUGAUCAACAUAGUUGUCCAGGUCCGUUUUAAUGAUUAUUAGAUGACAUUUAAGAAAAAAAAUAUACAGGCAUAUUUUUUGUCUUUUAAGCUACCUAUUUAUGACUACAAACAGUUGCAGAAUAAUAUUAAAUGUCUAUUGUAUGACAUUUUUAUGUAACUAAAUGAUUUAAUUUAUCAAGUUAUUUGAUCUGUGGAGAGGUUGUCAUAGUAAACUAACUUAUAUGGUCAUAAAACGCUAUUUUUAUACCAAAUUUGGUUGGUUUAAUUUGGAACCAUAUUUCUGUAUACUGUGAAAAGAAAAUAAUUAAACUUAGAUUAGUGCAUAAAUAUUUAUAGGUAGAGUAAAAUAGUCAUUAAAAGAAAGAAGGCUUGAAUACAUUUAUUUUCAAUUUUGCAGAUUAGUCUAUUUUAAUACAAGAUGAUCGAAAAAAAAACGGCGUCAGCGAUGACUAUACAGGGU
This is a messenger RNA of Sitophilus oryzae (rice weevil), 4762 nucleotides long. RefSeq lists its product as uncharacterized. Gene Ontology annotation, biological process: regulation of transcription by RNA polymerase II. Lineage: Eukaryota; Metazoa; Arthropoda; Insecta; Coleoptera; Curculionidae. The record is from RefSeq and is a predicted model, not a curated record. Gene Ontology annotation, molecular function: DNA-binding transcription factor activity; RNA polymerase II cis-regulatory region sequence-specific DNA binding. The coding region runs from base 619 to 4332 and encodes 1237 amino acids. The transcript has a single exon.